GACCACUUGGAGCCUCCAGCUGGCACACCUGGAGACCCAGUGGCUCCCGCAUGCCUGAAGGACACCAAGCCCAGCUCCACGCCCGUGGUCUUCCCCGUCAACCUGCAGGUGCUGGCAUUGCAGGUUGGCCCCUGAGUCCUUGGACCCCCGCACCCUGCGGCUGCUGUGGGGUCAGCGGGAACUGGAGAUCCAGGCUCUGCGGUGGACCAUCCGGAACCACCAGAAUGCCCGGCACUGCCACAUCCUGUACGAGGUGGCUGGACUGCCACCCGAGAGGUGAGCAGCAAAGUGCCAGUCCUUCGGCCCAACCCAGCCUCUGUCCUGGCCUGAGACGGCUUUUGUCUGCCCUCAUCCCCAACCGCUGGGGCUGACCAACACUCCCACCUGAUAAUUACCCUGACUUUUGCCUCUAGCCCUUACCCUUACCUGGCUCUGACCCCCCAACCUAACCCUGAAAGAGUGAAUAUGCUGUAAACCUGCCCGGACCCUGACUCUAAACAUGUCGAUGGCCGCUGAACCUAGACUCGACCUAUGACCCACACCUCUCAGAACCCGACCUGGCCUGGCCCGGUGGGACUCUGCGCCCUUAGGCCUCCACUGUCAGUGAAGAGGAGCCCCUCCUCCUCCCUUCCUUGGCUACUGACCUCGAGGUGGGGGCUGCUGAGAUGGCCCCUCCCCCAGUUGCUCACACAGUCAGGAGAAGCUCCUGCAGAACCGGGUCCAGAAGCUGACUCUGGAGUUGAAAGGGCAGAAGGAACAGGCCCAACUGGUGAGGGGCAGGUGGGAUCAGGAGUUGGUCAGGGGACCCAGGCUGGGGUGGGGAUCAGGGGCCAGGCAGGGGUUGGCUCCGGGGGUGGGGAGAAGGCCCUGCCCCACCCGCGCACCCUCCCGGAGCAGGAGAAGUCCCAGCUGGAGACUGAGCUGCAGGCGGUCCAGAGGUCCUGCCUCCUGCAGCUGGCCCGCUCCUCCUGGGUGGGUCGCGUGCUGCGAUCUUCCACCGGCAGUGUGGAGGUGGUAACUGCAGAAACUCUGAUGGACUCCAGUGACCUCUCUGAGAAUGAUCAGGUCCCCUCUACUGGAGAGGGUUUCCGGUUGGAGGACGUAGACUGGAACAACAUUGCCCAUCGGUAUCCCAACCUCCUCGCCAACAUCAAGUCCAACUCAGAUCAAAAGCACCCCCGGGCCUUGCCAUCCCCACCGGCCCCAGUGCCUGGCCAGUGGGGCUCGGAGCUGCAUAGAGAGUGUGUGGAACAGCAUCUCAAGAGUGUCGAGUGGCGUUCCCUGCCCUCUGUGGGCACCAGCAGCUCAGGGGGCACAGACUCUGACCCCGGCAGUGGCUGGCUGGCUGAGCCUCAUCGCGUGCAGAAGGUGACGGGACAGCCACCCUGCGCUGCAGGCCGCAGUUCUGAGUUGACAAAACCACACCGGAGGAGCUUCCGCAGGGAAAUGCAGGCACUGCCUGAAGCCCCCAGGGCCAUCCCUCCUGCUGUGGAUCUGACCCCUGGAGCUGUUCCUCUCCCACGUGCGGCCUCAGGGUACUGCAGCCCCAUUAACUCCAGCCUGAAGAUCGUGGCCGUGAGCCGCAAGGAGAGGUUCGUGCGCGUCCUCAACCAGUCGCUGGAGGAGACCGCCGACCUGGGCGGCCUCACGCUGCGGCAGCUCCUGCACGGCUUCCCGGUGUGCAUGUACCGCUUCCCGCCCGGCACGCUGCUGGCUCCAGGGCACCACGUUACGGUUUGGGGCGAGGGCCCCAGCAGCACCAAGAAGCAGCCGCCGUCGUCCUUGGGCCAAGAGCCUGUCCACUUCCAUUCCGGCCGGGGAUGCGUGACUCUCCUCCUGAACCCCAAGGGCGAGGUCAGGGUCCUGAGCGAGCACCGGGCCCCCCACUGCGUGACCCCGGUCUCGAGGAUCUUCGCUGACAACACCGACCUCUCCGUAGACCGCUUCCCGCUCUCAGAGGACGGGCUUGGGGCCGACCCCGGGGAGCAGAGUCGCGGGCCUCAACACUCGCGCGCGGGCAGGGUGCGGCAGGCCGGAGCCAGACGCCGGAGGCCCGGGACGCGGGGCCUCUUGCCGCGGCUGAGCACCAGCAAGCUCUUCCGCCCGCGAGAGGUGCCGGCGCGGCCCGAGGCCGCCGAGACCCGCACGCCCGAGCUCCUGCCCGCCUUGCCCGGUGAGCGCACGGGGACGCGGAGGGCGGUCGGACCGCCGGGGAGUGGGAGUCCGGCCGACCCCAUCCCGUCGCUGUCCCUCGCAGAGGCCGGGCUGUGCCUGGAGCACUGCGGGGCUAGCAAGGAGCACAGGGUCCGGGUGUGCCGGAGGAGCGUGGACCGGGGCUGCCCGAUGGUAGCGCUGUCAGUGCAGAGCACGGCUGAGAGCAGAUACGGCUUCCGCUUCCUCCCCUGCCCGCCGGUCACCGCGGACCCGGGCGCUCGGGUGUAGAAGGUGGAGGGCAGCGCGGGCGUGGGCGCCCAAGGCCGAUGGGCCGCGCUGGGAGAAAGUCGUGGGAGACCAGCAGUGCCAGCUGCACAAUUUAUUGAACCAACGUCGCCUACGAAGUAAACCGCAUUCAUGUACA
Molecule: messenger RNA, 2578 nt
Organism: Herpailurus yagouaroundi (jaguarundi)
Lineage: Eukaryota; Metazoa; Chordata; Mammalia; Carnivora; Felidae
Gene: LMNTD2
Product: lamin tail domain containing 2
Exons: 11
Coding region: 532-2442 (636 amino acids)
Cellular component (GO): lamin filament
Molecular function (GO): structural constituent of chromatin
Source: RefSeq, a predicted model, not a curated record